GGGAGGAUGAGGAGUGGAGUGAUUCAGAGAAGACCCCGUCGGUGAGCAGCGGCGUGGACGGUGGCGGAUCAACGGUAUCGAGUCCGGUCGCACCACCGGUGAUCGAAGAGGACUCGAGUUUACCGCCCCCACCGAGACUUAACCCUGCGUCGUCCUCGACUAGCUCCUCCGCCAGCGAGGAUAUCAAACUGCGACUUAGCGUGCUGUCGGAGGACACGAGGAAGUGCCUGGCUAGUCUCACCGAGGAUAUCGAGGCUAGGGGGAUAAGAGACCGCCAUGCGCCGUCCAGAAACGUACGGACACGGGAGUCGAGUCCCAAAGACGUCGACGAAGAGCAACCGACAACCGCCAAGGAGGACGUCGAAUGUCAGCCGAGACCGUCGUCCUCGACGUCGUCCGUCGCUGCCAAAAGGCGGGACUCCGUCUGCCGCAGAGAUUCGGAGGACUCGGUCGCCGCGGGAGAGACCAAGAGGAUACGACUCGACGACGAGGCAGCACCAAGACUGAGACUCAAUGCUAGUCUGGCGACGGAUCCCGCCCUGCGACCCGCCGCCGUCGCCGCUCUCACUGUGAAGCCAGAGAACACGUCACCGCCGAAUCCGACACCGUCGCUUCCGGCCGGUCUGCAGAACGCGAUCGCAUCGGGUCGCCUAUUUGUCCUGCCAACCGACGGCAAGGAGACGAUAACGGUAGAGCCGGCUAGGCCACCACCGACCGCCCUGAUCUGCCCUCCAUGCGGGAUCCGUUUCAGCUCGGCAAGCACGCUGGAGGCUCAUCGUACCUUUUACUGCGCUCACCGGCCUCGCGUAGAUGAGGACGCGGCGAACGACGAGGACGACGACGGUGGCAAGUCCGGUGGUGGAAAGUUCGAGGUGCGGAAGGCGUACGCGUGCCCGCAUUGUUCUUACAGCGCCGAUAAGAAGGUAUCUCUGAAUCGUCAUAUGCGAAUGCACGCGGCAUCACCGGCACCGCCGACGAUACCAUCGUCAUCGUCGUCCUCAGCGCCGGUAGUGGUGGCGAACCCGAACUCUUCGGCGGGUAAUCCAGCGACGACCGGACAGACUGCAGCGUCCAACGGUUCCUUGAACGAGGAAGCCGAGAAGUACUGCAGGAAUUGUGACAUUCGGUUCACCUCCAUGAAGACUUACAGGGCACAUAAAACGCACUACUGUAGCACGAGGCACGUGGUAAAGGAUGCGUUGCCGACGCCAACCGUGACACCGACAUCCUCGGUGAAGGUAUCGCCGCCGACCAGUUCCAGUCCUGGUGAUUCGCCACCCCCGCAGCCGUGCCUGGCGUUGCCCACCAACCCUAUCCUCAUCGUGCCGUAUUCCUUGUUUCGCGGCGCGAGCGUUCUCGCCGCACCAGCACUUCCGGCUCCUGACACAGCGUGCUUCCUUUUGCCAAACGGUUCCCUUCAGCCAAUGACGAGGGGCCUCGCUUCCACGGCACAGAAUUCCGUAGUAGAGCCGCCGGCCGUACUAAGGGCGGCGAAUAAGCCCUCGACACCGGCGUCGGUGGUCGUGGCGGCGUCCACGUCGCCGUCCGCCUCGGCGCCUCUUGAUCUCAGCGUGCGUAGAUCACCGGUGCACCAAGAUGAAAAGGAGAACAGAAUGUCACCGGCACCAUCGUCCCUGCCACCGCCCCCGGGCAGUCCCAGAUCCAGAGGCAGCGGCAGUCCCAGAACGAGAUCUAUCGGUCCGACCCAGACUGCCGCCGUCGCGCCACCCCCACCGACGGAACUCGCCCUGAGACUCGCUGAACUGCCACCACCGCCAGUUCCCGGAGUGCUCGUCAAACAGGGCGUCUCGAGAUGCAAAGAAUGCAACAUUGUAUUCUGCCGUCACGAGAACUUCGUUGCUCACAAGAAGCACUACUGCCAGGCGAGGGAGACAACGGUGAGCAACAGUCCGCCACCGCCUGGCACACCCUCGCCACCCCUGGUUCAGCUCAUUUGUGCCGCGUGUGGAAUCAAGUUUGCUUCUAUAGACAACUUGGUUGCCCAUCAGGCAUUUUACUGUCCCAAAAGGCCCGAACCUCAAGAGCAUCACACACGAUGUUCUAAAUGCAAGGCGAUAAUAGAACCUGGCAGCAAUCAUACCUGCACCAGCGGUGCAACUGGCGGUUGGCGAUGCCCGGUUUGUGGCGCCGUCAGUCCCACGGCUGGUGCUGCCCAACGUCACAUGGACGCCCAUCAGGGUGUCAAAGCUUUCCGGUGUACGAUCUGUCGUUACAAGGGUAACACUCUACGCGGUAUGAGAACUCACAUUAGGAUGCACUUCGAAAAACGUGGCACCGAUCUGCAGGAGGAGAAUUAUAUAACGUGCGUGCUGGAAGACGAGGCGACGCUACCAGCACCGGAACCCGCGGCUGCCACGACGCCGGAGGAGAUCCCUGCUGAGAUUCAAGUGAACGGCAAAACGGAAAUAAGGAAGAGCCCGCAGCCGCCGCCGCCGCCGCCGCCGCCGCCACCGCCGCCACCGCCGCCACUACCGCCGUUGGCAAUCGCCGGCAUGGUGAAGCAAGAACGUGAGGACACACCGCCGCCGGACGAGAGUCUGGACCCCGGUAAAAGCGGACCGCGUUACUGCCGCUCCUGUGACAUUAGCUUCAACUACCUGAGCACCUUCAUCGCCCAUAAAAAGUUUUAUUGUUCGAGUCACGCUGGCGAAGCAAGUAACAAUAAUAACAACAAUAACAACAACAACAAUAACAAUGCCAGCGGCCAUCCGACAACGCCGCCGACUGGCAGAACCGAGGCAUCGGUACUUUAAAUCAUCAAAGGUUUUUUUUUGGUGGACGCAACAUAACUUCUCCGCCGCUCGUCCUCCUUCUCGGACGACCUCUUCGAAUUACGCUUCGAAUCUAAUUUCUAAGAUUUUUUUCUACUUAGGUUUCACAAAGCAGUGUGAUUUGAUAAAGAAGCAGAAACAACACGCUUGAAAUAAUUAUGAAACUCUUUGGGGUAGUAUAAAUCAUUUUCUUUUUUUUUUCAAAAAAAGCACAAUUUUGUUUAUAUUCUGAUUAAGUCUAAUUUGACAUUUCUGGAAAUAUUUGUCUUUCCGAUAAGAUUAAAUUUAAAAUCUGCUUCUGCCAUCGCAUUUCUUCUUAGAAACGUUUCAGCGAAGGAAGAACGAAAAUGUGUUGAUACGAUAAUAAAUAAAAAUGGGGACUGUUUAUUGUUGCCAGUUUAUACAUAGUAUAAUAAACGAGUAUCGGACUUCUUAGUUGAAUAUUACGUUGUGUGAUUUUUGUUGAUCCAGGGAAUUGUUUGUACUUAUAAGCCGAAGGUAUCUACAUGUAAAUAUAUAUACACAUACACAUUUAUGUAUAUUUAUUAUAAUUGUAUUAUAUU
This is a messenger RNA of Pogonomyrmex barbatus (red harvester ant), 3355 nucleotides long. RefSeq names its product Zinc finger protein ush (gene ush). Gene Ontology annotation, biological process: positive regulation of transcription by RNA polymerase II; negative regulation of transcription by RNA polymerase II; heart development. Gene Ontology annotation, molecular function: RNA polymerase II-specific DNA-binding transcription factor binding. Gene Ontology annotation, cellular component: nucleus. The record is from RefSeq and is a predicted model, not a curated record. NCBI's taxonomy places the organism in Eukaryota, Metazoa, Arthropoda, Insecta, Hymenoptera, Formicidae.